UCGGUCUUCCUCACUACAAACCGGACUACAAACGUUUGCUCAAGCCUUUCUGUUUGGGCAAAUGCACUACAGCCGGUAAAAUGGCUUUUGAGCGUGAUACAAGUGGUGUUUCCGAGCCCGUUCUUGGAAUAGUGAUAGCUAUAACCUCCAGUUUCAUCAAUGGGUCGACAUUUGUGCUUCAGAAAAAGGGAAUAUUACGCGCCCGUAAUAGAGGUGGGUCCUAUCUGAGAGAUGUGGUGUGGUGGAGCGGCACGCUGUCCAUGAUUGUCGGUCAGAUUGGGAAUUUCCUGGCAUAUAACACAGCCCCUGCUGUGAUAGUUACACCCUUGGGGGCCAUUGGAGUGUUGUUUGGGGCUGUGCUGGCUUCGUUGAUCCUUAAGGAGCACUUGAAUAUCCUGGGGAAGCUUGGCUGUGCGUUAUGUUGCUGUGGCUCUAUAAUGCUUACCAUUCACGCCCCUAAAUCAGAGGCUGUAACUUCAAGACUGGAGCUUGAAGAGAGGCUGUCAGACCCAGUGUUUUUAAUUUAUGCCUCGCUGGUGGUCCUGCUGCUGACUGUGCUGAUUUUCUGGAUCGCUCCGGCUUACGGCAGAUCAAACAUCAUGGUAUAUGUAGCCAUAUGUUCCCUUCUGGGAAGCUUCACCGUUCCAAGCAGCAAAGGACUUGGCCUGGUUGCACAGGAUGCCUUUGGUGGAGGGUCAUCGAGUCGCAGGGCGCUGGCUCUCUUCCUGGGCUUGCUGGGAACACUGGCCGUCAGCAUCCUCAUACAGUUCAGGUUCAUCAAUAAGGCCUUGGAGUGCUUCAGCUCCAACAUGUUUGAAGCCAUAUACUACGUGUCUUUCACAUCCACAGUGAUAUUUGCCUCUGCACUUCUCUUUAAGGAAUGGACUGCACUAACUAUAACUGACAGCCUUGCCAUGCUGUGCGGUCUGACAACAGUUUUUGUGGGAGUUGUUUUACUCCGCAUAUCCCAGGAGGCCUUGCUCACUUGGAAGGAAGAAAACAAAAAGAUUGACUGAGACUCCAUAAAGUGUCUUAUGAAGUGUUUUUGUGUCCUAAUGCAUCUGUCAUUGACACAGUGCCUAUACUCGAUGCAUAAUGUACUACAUCUGGUUUUGGGUUGGGUUAUUUCUAACAGUUUUAACGUAAAAUGUUGAUACUUUGCUUUAAAUUUGUUGUGAAACAGUUCUCAUUUCCUGUGUAAAAAUGAAGAUGCUCGUUUGUUGGGUUUCAAUAAAGACUUCCUUUAAUUUUGCCAGUUCACAUGACCCCAGCCCUCAUCAUCAUGGGGAAGCUGCAUCUUAUUUCACUUGAGUGCAGCUUUUUAACAGCACACGCAAGUACAGCCUGGGAACCAGCUGACAUUUUGUCAACUUAAUGGCUUUGACCAAUUUUUACUUUUUUCAAACCUCUAAAAAUAAACUUAUAAAGCAUUAUCAAAUGGU
Myripristis murdjan (pinecone soldierfish) is the source of this 1442-nucleotide messenger RNA. RefSeq names its product NIPA magnesium transporter 1 (gene nipa1). The transcript has 5 exons. Gene Ontology annotation, molecular function: magnesium ion transmembrane transporter activity. The record is from RefSeq and is a predicted model, not a curated record. NCBI's taxonomy places the organism in Eukaryota, Metazoa, Chordata, Actinopteri, Holocentriformes, Holocentridae. The coding region runs from base 81 to 1016 and encodes 311 amino acids. Gene Ontology annotation, biological process: magnesium ion transport. Gene Ontology annotation, cellular component: membrane.